Messenger RNA from Daucus carota subsp. sativus, 1359 nucleotides. Its product is annotated as ethylene-responsive transcription factor ESR2. The record is from RefSeq and is a predicted model, not a curated record. Gene Ontology annotation, biological process: regulation of DNA-templated transcription. Lineage: Eukaryota; Viridiplantae; Streptophyta; Magnoliopsida; Apiales; Apiaceae. The transcript has a single exon. Bases 105 to 1223 code for a protein of 372 amino acids. Gene Ontology annotation, molecular function: DNA binding; DNA-binding transcription factor activity.
AACACUCUAGCCAAGAACUAAGCCAAACUACACUACACUAGCAGAGAACUCAAACUUUGUUUCACCAACAUUCCCUCUUGUUUUCCCAUCUCUCAAAAUCAUCCAUGGAAGAAGCCAUGCGAAAGCUCAACGCUGGUUACUUCAUCAACCCCUACAUCCCCGAACCCAUCCCCGAGCCCUCGUUUUUCGAACCACCAUCUUCGAACCAAAACAAAAAAUGUGGCACCAACGGGACCAACAAAAGGUCACUCAAAGAUUCUGCUAACGGGGGCUCCGCCGCCAUGAGGUACCGCGGCGUGCGCCGCCGUCCCUGGGGCCGCUACGCGGCCGAGAUACGAGACCCCUCGUCCAAAGAAAGACGCUGGCUCGGCACAUUCGACACGGCCGAGGAAGCCGCGUGUGCUUACGACUGCGCAGCUCGUGCCAUGAGGGGAGUCAAGGCUCGAACCAACUUUGUGUACCCAGUUUCUGAUGAUUCAGUGACUCCUCCAUCAUUGUUUCAUUAUGAUAAGCAAUCUCAGCCGUCCAUUCAUCACUUCGCUUCCAAUCAUUUCUUCUCACCAUCCUUCUCAAACUCUGCUCCUGAUGCUGCUAAUAGCUUUUCUGUACCCGCGCCACAGAGUAACAACUCCUCUCCCACCAACAUGCUUCUGCUCCGUGACUUUAUCACCUCUUGUAACGCAUCAUCACAGCAAUCUUUUCCCAUACUCAACAGUAACAAAACUGCUGCUUCUACUGUUGCACACACUGUGAAAAACAGUCACUCUUCUCGUACCACCAAACUGAAAUCUCCGCAAGCAAAACUUGAAACCAACACUCCCACCAAAGUGACCAAGAAGCCAGCUAAUGAUGAAGAUUUCAUGGACUUUUUUUCUCCAGAGCCGUCUGAUUCAGGCCUGUUGCAAGAAAUACUCAACGGGUUCUUCCCCAAACCCGAGAAAAGUGAGUCGAAGAAUGAUGAUCAUCAUCAUCUUCAGCAGCAACUUCACACAACUUCAUCUUUCUCAGUUCCUGCAGUGCUGCCUUCCACCAAACAGCUGAUGAUGAACGAGACUGCUAAUACUCAGUUUGGGCUUCACUUUCAGAACUACCAAACACUUGGGGAGCCACAAUUCGGGACUUAUCGCAACGAAAUUCCGGUGAUGCCACCGUACUACAAUGGAAUCCCGGCAGUGGCGCCGCCGGAAAGCUACCCCAUGUUCGGCAUUGGAGAAAUAAUUUAGUUAAUUACGUACUUAAUAAUUUCGUUUCAACAGUAUUAAAUAUGUAAUCUCAAUUCCGAAUCUAGAUUUUAAGGAAAAGGAUGUUCAAGUGCAUGUAAUGGGACUUGUUGGAAUCUACUACUAUUAAGUUUAAAUU